UUCAUAUAUAUAUAUAUAUAUAUAUAUCAUGUGUGAUAAUUUUAUAAGUAAAAUAAUAACAAAAUGUUUUUUAAAUGUGUGAAUUACGAGGUGUAGAGGCUACUACACUGGUAAGAGAAAUUCAAACUACAUGGACACGUUGACAGUUGCCACCUCGAGAAGUUCACUACUCUAGUUCAAAUUUCAUCUUCUUCUUCUUCAAACCACUCUGCACUUUCGUGCUUCCUCUGCAACUUCUCGUUGCUGAACCUACCACCAAAUGAAUGUAUAGGAUUAGGAAAGUGCCAUUGUUGAAAAUCCAAGCUAACUAACAAAAAAUGUUCAUUCCAUCUCCGACUAUUUUUAUUUCCUUCUUCAUCUUCGCAUUCGCUCCUGGUCUAUUGUCAGCUCUCAGCCCCGAUGGACUCUCACUCCUCGCUCUCAAAGCCGCCAUUGAAAGCGACCCAGACGGCGUUUUGGAUUCAUGGUUGGAGUCCGAUUCCACCCCGUGUCAUUGGCCUGGCGUUGUUUGCACUCACGGCCGAGUCACCGAGCUCUACCUCCCCAGUAAGCGCUUCACCGGCUACAUUCCUUCCGAACUCGGCCUCCUCGACUCGGUCAGACGACUCAGUCUCGCUAACAACAACUUCUCCAAAACCAUCCCUGCUCACAUCUUCAGCGCUACCAGUCUCGUCGCUCUGGACCUCUCUCACAACUGUCUUUCCGGCCCAAUUCCGGCCCAAAUCAAAGAUCUCAAAGCGCUUAGGCAGCUCGAUUUAUCUUCCAACCUCCUCAACGGCUCUCUCCCCGAAGCUCUCGGCGAGCUCGAAGGCCUCGUCGGAACCCUCAACUUGUCGUACAACAGGUUCUCCGGCGGAGUUCCCGCCUCGUACGGACAACUCCCGGUGCUGGUAAGCUUGGAUCUCCGGCACAACAAUCUUACCGGAAAAAUCCCUCAGGUUGGGUCGCUGGUUAACCAGGGUCCCACAGCAUUCUCGGGAAAUCCCAGUCUCUGUGGAUUUCCAUUGGAGACUGCGUGUCCAGAAGCUCAGGAUCCUAGCCUUUCCAAACACGCUCCUGCUGAAAACCCUCAGAAGCCUUCGAACCCUAACCCUAGUUCCCCAAAUCGCGGUGACGAAGAGCGAGAAGAAGAAGAGAGCGGUGUGUCGGUGACCGUACCGAUUAUCUCCGGCAUUUCGGUAGUGAUCGGGGCCGUCUUUCUCUCGGUGUGGCUAUUUCGGAGGAAAUGGAGAUGGAAUGCUGGCGAGGGCAAAACGGGAAAGAAGAAAGUUAAAAGCGAUGUUGACGAAGAGGAAGGGCAAAAGGGGAAAUUCGUGGUGAUGGACGAAGGGUUUAAUUUGGAAUUAGAAGAUUUGUUGAGGGCAUCGGCUUACGUGGUGGGAAAAAGUAGGAGUGGAAUAGUGUACAGGGUGGUGGCUGGGAGUGGGACAGGGAAAGUAUCAGGUGUGCCGGCAACAGUGGUGGCCGUCAGGCGGUUAAGUGAAGGUGAUGCCACAUGGCGGUUCAAGGAGUUUGAAUCUGAGGUAGAGGCCAUCGGUAGGGUCCACCACCCUAACAUCGUGCGGUUGAGAGCCUAUUACUAUGCAAAUGAUGAGAAACUAGUGGUUAGUGAUUUCAUUCGCAAUGGCAGCUUGUACACCGCACUUCAUGGGGUACCUUCCAAUUCUUUACCACCAUUGUCAUGGGCAACAAGGUUGAAAAUUGCUCAAGGAGCUGCUAGGGGUCUGAUGUACUUGCACGAGUGCAGUCCUCGAAAAUAUGUUCAUGGCAACAUAAAAUCAACUAAAAUCCUCCUUGACGAAGAUCUCCAACCUUACAUAUCUGGUUUCGGACUAACACGUCUCAUAUCAGGGUCUUCGAAAUUUGCUACUUCAGCAUCCAGAAAGCAGAACACAAACUUUUCCUUAGUAAACUCUGGUGUGAAAAUUUCAUCUCCAUCAACAAUCUACUUGGCACCUGAGGCUAGGCUUCCUGGAAGCAAGUUCUCUCAGAAAUGUGAUGUAUAUUCUUUUGGCAUUGUGCUCUUAGAGAUAUUAACUGGUAAACUACCAGAUGAGGGGCCAGAGAAUGAUGGCAAGGGACUAGAAAGUCUGGUCCGGAAGGCCUUCAAAGAGGAACGGCCAUUGUCUGAGAUUAUAGACCCAGCACUGAUGCAUGAGGUCCAUGCAAAGAAGCAAGUUGUUGCAGCCUUUCAUAUUGCCCUCAAUUGCACGGAACUUGACCCGGAAGUUCGUCCGAGGAUGAGGACAGUGUCUGAGAGUCUUGAUCGUAUCAAAUCACAUGGAUAAAAAGAAAACUUGGAAAAUGAUGUAAAGUAGGAGUGUUUGGAUAUAUGUUUUUGUUAGGUGCAUUGUUGUAAGGAAAUGAUUAUCUGAAGGGGUUAGGAUAGAUCUGCCUUCUAUAAGAGUAUUGCAUGGUUGAACAAUUCCGGAUAGGCAACUCUUCGAUAGGAUUGAUUUUGACUUGUUUUAGUUUUCUUUGCCUAAAAUUUCAUCAUGUAGUUGCAGCACCUACUUCUAGUGUUGUUGAAAUUUCAUGCGCCUCUAUUUUAACUAUAUAUCCAUCUUCUUUGAAAUGUGAACUGAAAUCAAGAUUCACACUGUAAAAACUUGUUAAGCUCCGUCCUGAGCAAUCAUAUCAGGGUGUAUGUGUUUUUUUGGGUGCUGAUAA
Ziziphus jujuba (common jujube) is the source of this 2670-nucleotide messenger RNA. RefSeq names its product receptor protein kinase-like protein ZAR1. The record is from RefSeq and is a predicted model, not a curated record. Lineage: Eukaryota; Viridiplantae; Streptophyta; Magnoliopsida; Rosales; Rhamnaceae. Gene Ontology annotation, molecular function: protein binding; ATP binding; protein kinase activity. The coding region runs from base 318 to 2288 and encodes 656 amino acids. Gene Ontology annotation, biological process: protein phosphorylation. The transcript is spliced from 2 exons.